CAUUCUCGAUCAUCUCUAGUCCUGAUUACUAUUGCUUCUGUUUUUGUCUAGUACUCUGCUGACUUACCUACCAUAUCAGUUUUUUCCGCGUGAAGCGGUAACACCUGACAAAAGUUCAGCCUUUCUGCUUUAAACAAGAAGUAAAAUUUAGAUAUAUUUCAUGUUCGAGCGCACCACAUCCGUAGUUCGAUUGAAUUGUAUUGUUGUCGUCGCUAGAACAUAUUAGAUGCCAUGAACGGGCAUAGUGAUACAGCGAAGCUCCACCAGUGAACGUAGCAUGGCCAAUAUUUACUGUUUACAUUUUUGCAGGUGCCUUGUUUGUCAUGUGUUGCGCUAAGCAACCCGUGAAAAGCAGCAUGCUCUUACUAUUGGUUUGGCUGCUGCUAUCAUAUUUCUUUGGCAAUAUUCAUUGCUCAACUGUCCCCAAGAACAGCACGGACAUGCUUUCACUGCUUGAUUUCAAGCAGGCCAUCACUAAUGAUCCGGGGAAAGUUUUGAGCAACUGGACUGCUAGCACUCCUUAUUGCCAGUGGACAGGCGUCAAAUGUAGCCGGACGCACACAGACCGUGUCGUCGUGCUGGACCUCGCCGGCCACAGUUUGACGGGCACGUUGACAGCUUCACUUGGGAACUUAACGUUCCUUAGGAUACUCAACCUGUCCGUGAAUCACUUCUCUGGUCACUUGCCACAUCUUAACCAUCUCCACCAAUUGGAGGUCCUUAAUCUGAGCAGUAACUCCCUACAAGGGGUAAUUCCAGAUACACUCACAAACUGUUCCAAUCUUAGAAAAUUAUUCCUUGCCUACAACUUUCUAGAAGGUGAAAUUCCACUGAAUGUUGGUCUCCUAUCAAAAUUAUCAACAUUGCAACUUACGAACAAUAGUCUGACCGGAGCCAUCCCACCAAGUCUCAAUAAUACUCUGCUAGAAAAAAUCGGCCUUGCAAAUAAUCGGCUCACAGGAAGCAUUCCAAGUGAGCUUGGAUAUUUGUCAAAUCUGUCAGUUCUGCUUCUCGGCGGCAAUAUGCUAUCAGGUGUAUUCCCAGCAUUCCUACUUAACAUGUCUACCCUAAUUGGGUUACAUUUAGGUAGGAAUUUGCUACACGGGGAGUUGCCAUCUAACAUCGGCAGCGUGUUCCCUAGUCUCCGUAAUCUUGUUCUAAGCAUCAACAAGUUUGAAGGCCAAAUCCCAGCUUCAAUAGGCAAUGUUCCAAAUCUUGAAGUGAUAGAUCUAUCAUCAAACAAUUUCACUGGUCAAGUUCCUAGUUCUUUUGGUAACCUUCUUCAGCUAAAUAAGCUAAUUCUAGAGGAUAACAUGCUUGAAGCACCAGACACCAAAAGCUGGGAAUUCUUAUAUGCCUUGAGAAACUGUAAUCAUUUGAAUGUGCUCUCACUAGCAGGAAAUCGGCUAACUGGAGCUAUUCCAGAUUAUAUUGGCAAGUUGCCCACUGGACUUGCAAAACUAUAUUUGGACGACAACCACCUAUCAGGGUUAGUGCCCUCAAGCAUAGGAAACCUGACUGGCUUGAUUUGGUUGGAUCUAGAUAACAACAAACUUACUGGUACAAUUGGAGAAUGGAUUGGGAUGCUAAAAAAACUACAAUAUCUAGAUCUUAGUGAGAACAGCCUCAAUGGGCCCAUCCCAUCCUCCAUUGGCAAUCUUACGCGGUUAGGGGUCCUAGAUCUAGGACAAAAUGAAUUCACUGGUACUAUACCUACCAGCCUGGCAUACCUUCAACAGCUCAUAGAUUUGGAUUUCUCCUACAAUAAAUUAGAAGGUAACCUACCUUCAGUGGUUUUUAGUAUCCCAACAUUGACCACAUUCGUGCUGUCGUACAAUAAAUUAGAGGGUCCAAUGCCUUCAGAAGUUGGUCAUCUUACACAACUCACUCUACUACUUCUUUCAUCCAACAAAAUCUUUGGUGAAAUUCCUGACACUUUGAGUCAAUGUCAAGAGUUGAAUAUCCUCGAACUGGACAAAAAUUGUCUCACAGGAAGCAUUCCGGUGUCUCUUGGUAACUUGAAGAGUUUGAGCGUGCUUAAUCUUUCCCACAAUAAUUUUUCGGGCUUGAUCCCAUCAGCUAUAGGUGACAUAAAAACUCUCACCUGCUUGGAUCUUUCUUAUAAUCGUCUACAAGGAGAAAUACCAUUCGGUGGAAUUUUUGCAAAUGCAACAGCUGUUUCGUUAAACGGCAAUUCGGGACUCUGCGGAGGAUCUUUGGAUCUGCGCAUGGCCCCAUGUGCUUCUGUUUCAUCUCAGAGAUUUGAAAGACAGUACUUUUUAAUCAAAAUAUUGAUCCCAAUAUUUGGUUUCAUGUCACUCAUACUAUUAAUCUAUUUUGUUCUCGUUGAGAAGAAGAUGUCAAGGCCGUAUUCAUUGCUGCCUUAUUUUGGAGAUAAAUUCCCUAAAUUUUCUUAUAUGGAUCUGGCUGAAGCCACAGGAAACUUCUCUAACUUGGUUGGGAGAGGAAGCUACGGAUCAGUGUACAGAGGGAAGUUGAUCCCUUCUAAACUGGAAGUGGCAGUAAAGGUUCUUGACCUUGACAUUCAUGGUGCAGAGAAAAGCUUCAUAUCAGAAUGCGAAGCAUUGAGGGGCAUUAAACAUCGAAAUCUUCUACCCAUAAUAACUGCAUGUUCGACUGUUGAUAUCACUGGCAGCUCUUUCAAAGCUCUAGUUUAUCCAUUCAUGCCUAAUGGGAAUUUGGACACAUGGUUGCAUCAUAAAGAAGGGAAUGCUUCAAAGUAUCUAAGUUUAAAUCAAAGAUUAAGCAUAGCUGUUAACAUCGCAGAUGCAUUGGAAUAUUUACAUAAUGACAAUGGAAGGACGAUUAUACAUUGCGACCUGAAGCCUAGUAAUAUUCUCCUGGAUGAUGAUAUGACUGCUCAUUUGGGGGAUUUCGGCAUUUCAAGUUUCCAUAUUGAUUCUGUGUCCACAUCAGUUGAGGAUCUAAAUAUGGCUAGUUCAAAAUGCAUUGCUUCCAUCGGCGUGAAGGGGACCAUCGGAUAUAUAGCUCCAGAAUAUGGUGGAGGUGGCCAUGUAUCAACAUAUGGGGAUGUUUAUAGUUUUGGGAUUGUACUUCUAGAAAUGUUAACCGGAAAAAGGCCUACAGAUCCUAUGUUCACGAAUGGGCUCAACAUUGUCAACUUCGUCGAGAGGAGCCUUCCAGAUCAGAUAUUCGAUAUUGUUGAUGCUCCAGUCCAGGGAGAAUGUGAGACCUUUGCUCAAAAAGGUGCCCUAGUAGAAAACAGAAUCUCACGUUGCUUGCUGACUCUGCUACAGUUAGCACUUUCUUGUACGUUCCAAUCGCCAAGAGAAAGAGCCAACAUGAGAGAAGUAGCCAGCAAACUUCGUUCGAUCAAGACGUCACAUGCUGGCGCGAAAUUUUUUUGAAGAUGCUGAACAGUGAUUACUGAAAUCAACACGUACGGGCAUGCCCCUCAAUAUUUUAAUGAGUAAAACCCUGUUUUGCUCUCCUACAGUUGUCUGGGAGAUUAAGAAGGAAUAAUUAUGUUACGACCAAAAUUGGCAUAACCAGGAAUCAUUCUGUUGAUACCAAAA
Setaria italica (foxtail millet) is the source of this 3557-nucleotide messenger RNA. Its product is annotated as receptor kinase-like protein Xa21. The record is from RefSeq and is a predicted model, not a curated record. Lineage: Eukaryota; Viridiplantae; Streptophyta; Magnoliopsida; Poales; Poaceae. Gene Ontology annotation, molecular function: protein binding; protein kinase activity; ATP binding. Gene Ontology annotation, cellular component: plasma membrane. The coding region runs from base 324 to 3389 and encodes 1021 amino acids. The transcript has 2 exons. Gene Ontology annotation, biological process: protein phosphorylation; hormone-mediated signaling pathway.